Molecule: messenger RNA, 1366 nt
Organism: Helianthus annuus (common sunflower)
Lineage: Eukaryota; Viridiplantae; Streptophyta; Magnoliopsida; Asterales; Asteraceae
Product: polyubiquitin
Exons: 2
Coding region: 97-1257 (386 amino acids)
Biological process (GO): protein ubiquitination; modification-dependent protein catabolic process
Cellular component (GO): cytoplasm; nucleus
Molecular function (GO): ubiquitin protein ligase binding; protein tag activity
Source: RefSeq, a predicted model, not a curated record
GACGGAUACGAUACACCUGGUAAGCGGAAGAGAAAAAACCCCAGUGACGACGAUUAUUUCGAAGCCGACGAGAGCGACGAUGGCGAGAUAAAGAUCAUGACUGCCAGCGGUAAAAUUAUAUCUCUUCAAGUCAAAGGCUUAGACACCAUUAACAACAUUAAACUCAAGAUUGAGGCUGAGGAAGGUAUUCCGUGCCGCAAACAGGAACUCAUAUUCAAUGAAAAGCUUCUUCAGGACAAGGAUAUCCUUGGGAACUUAUGCAUCAACAAGGAAUCUACCCUCAAACUUGUGCGCAACUCAAAGAAAUUCAUGUAUAUAUAUGUUCAGACCCCUGGGCUCUACCGAGUGACUUCAACUCUUCAAGUCAAACCCUCAGACACCAUCGGCAACGUGAAAGCCAAGAUGCUUGGUCAUCAUAUUGGGGAUGUGCUCAUGUUCAACGAAAUUGUCCUCGACGACGAUAAUGACACGCUUGCUGACUUAAACAUUAUCAGUGGAUCCACCCUCACAAGCAUUGUUAAAUCUGUGACAUCCAUGGAGAUAUUUGUGAAAUCUUGCACCGGAAAGACCAUCUCGUUGUUAGUGAACCGCACAGACACCAUCAAAGAGGUGAAAUCGCAGAUCAAGUAUGAGGAAGAGGUUCCUGUUGACGAGCAGGUGUUGAUCUUCAACGAAAUGGUUCUUGCCGACAGCGGGACCCUUUCCGAAUUCCACAUCAAUAGGAAAUCGACCAUCACUCUCGUGAGGAAGUCAAAGGGAUUUACAGAAUCCAUGCAGAUAUUCAUCAAGAUGCUCACCGGAGGGACCAUUGCUCUGAAAGUCAAACCCUCAGACACCAUCCACAACAUAAAAGCCAAGAUCCAGGAUGUGGUAGAUAUUCCUCCCGACGAGCAGGAGUUGAUCUUCAACGAAAUGUACCUCCACGACAUUGAUACCCUUGCUAGCUAUAACAUCAGCAGCAAAUCCACACUCACAUUUACUCGUACAUCAGGGGGAUUAAUGCGUAUAUUCAUUCAGACCUCCUUGGGACGUAUCAUUACUCUGAAAGUCAAAUCCUCUGACACAGUCCAGAAUGUGAAAUUCAAGAUCCAAGAUAUGGAAGGUAGUCCCCCCUGCCAGCAAAGACUGAUAUUUAACGCAAAGCAGUUGGAUAAUAGCCGUACCCUUGCUGACUAUGACGUCCAUAAGGACUCAACCAUCGAUCUUGUUUUGAGACUUCCACAUCCGAAGCAAUGCUCCAUCUUAUCUUCUGAGUAAGUUGGGGCCUGGGGGUUGGGGGGUAUUAUGAAGGUGUUAGAUUGGAGCAACUUAUCUUAUGAACCAUUUAUAUAUUGUAGUAAAGCAUGAUGUGUCUCUUUUUGAUGUA